Messenger RNA from Eufriesea mexicana, 1663 nucleotides. It is a transcript of the gene cta, whose product is annotated as Guanine nucleotide-binding protein subunit alpha cta. The coding region runs from base 554 to 1663 and encodes 369 amino acids. The record is from RefSeq and is a predicted model, not a curated record. Gene Ontology annotation, cellular component: heterotrimeric G-protein complex; cytoplasm; brush border membrane. Gene Ontology annotation, biological process: adenylate cyclase-modulating G protein-coupled receptor signaling pathway; Rho protein signal transduction. Gene Ontology annotation, molecular function: guanyl nucleotide binding; G-protein beta/gamma-subunit complex binding; D5 dopamine receptor binding. Lineage: Eukaryota; Metazoa; Arthropoda; Insecta; Hymenoptera; Apidae. The transcript is spliced from 5 exons.
GUACAGGUGUGUGUAUGUGUUGAUACAAUUGUUAAUCGAGAAGGAAGUUUUCUGCAUGAAAAGCGACAAGGGUCGCCUCAUCGAGGAUAAAGCGCGAUGAGAACGAUGCGCGAGUUAGCUCUCUUACUCGGUAAUUAGAACGAUUAUUUAAUCAUGUCCAAUCCGCGAGGAACCAGAGACGACCGUGGGCAGGCAGCGGCGUGAGUCUCGCGGUUAAUGGUAGGUGUGGAGUCUCGUGUGGAGUUGAAACGACGACGUGUGUUGACGUUGAUUCGGUGGUUGCGUUCCCCGGCUACGCCUAGGUGAAAAAUGCGGUUCUGAAUCGCGACGUGCGCCGAUCCCGUGCAAUCACGAACAGGUUGUUCACGGGUGGCUCCUUCGAUACGCACAUUACGUUACGAUUCUUACUCGCGAACACAGACUCGUGUUCGGGUCUGCGUGUUGUGUGUGUAUGUGCAGUGUUUGGACAAUCAAGGAUAUAUUCCUUCGGAAGGACAGCCUGACACGGAAGAAACGCCGGAAGGAAGGAAGAGGAGGGUAGCAGGGUAGCAAGAUGGCGGGAUCCUUAACGUGGUCGUGUACUUGUUGCCUGCGGUUCAAGUUCAGCCCCGAGGAGAUCGAGCAGCGUUACAAAAGUCAAGAAAUCGAUCGAAUGCUGGAAAAGGAUCGUCAAACUCUUCGGCGACAGGUUAAGCUGCUGCUCCUCGGGGCAGGAGAGAGCGGAAAGUCGACAUUCCUCAAACAGAUGCGAAUUAUUCACGGAAUUAAAUUUGAGCCUGAAUUAAUUAAGGAAUAUCAACAUGUAAUUUAUCAAAACAUAAUUAAGGGAAUGAAGGUAUUAGUAGAUGCUCGUGACAAGUUAAAUAUUCCAUGGGAAAACCCUAAAAAUUAUGAUAUUGGUUAUCAAUUACUGAAAUUUGAAAAUACUAUGGUAUUAGAUGCUAGAUUGUUUCUUCAUUACGUACCAGCUUUACAAAGUUUAUGGAAAGACGCAUCGAUCAAAAAAGCCUUUGAUAGAAGAAGAGAAUUUCAAUUAAGUGAUUCAGUUCAAUAUUUCUUGGAUAACCUUGACAGGAUUGCAAGAAUGGAUUAUGUACCUACACAUCAAGAUAUUUUACACUGUAGAAAAGCCACUAAAGGAAUUUCAGAAUUUGUCAUACAAAUUAAUAAUAUUCCAUUUCUGUUUGUUGAUGUUGGAGGACAACGAUCUCAAAGACAGAAAUGGUUUCAGUGUUUUGAUUGUGUUACUUCGAUACUGUUCCUUGUUUCAUCAUCUGAAUUUGAUCAAGUAUUGUUAGAAGAUAGGAGAACCAAUCGGUUAGAAGAAUCAAGAAAUAUAUUUGAUACAAUAGUCAACAAUAUGAUAUUUGGUGGAGUGUCUAUCAUUCUAUUUUUAAAUAAAACUGAUUUGUUAGACAAAAAAGUAAAAUCACCUGAUACAAAUGUUCGUUGGUAUUUUCCACAAUUUACAGGAGAUUCACAUUCCAUGAAGGAUGUGCAGAAUUUUAUACUUGAAAUGUUUAUAUCUGUUAAAAGGGAUCCAAGAAAACCACUUUUCCACCACUUUACUACUGCUGUGGAUACAGAAAAUAUAAAGGUUGUAUUUAAUGCAGUCAAGGACACAAUUUUGCAUAGAAAUUUGGAGUCUUUAAUGCUCCAAUAA